UUCUUCACCAGAAUAUCUGUAUAUAUAUAGUUACCCAUAUGCCUUCUAGUUAUCUUCAUCAUUGGUAUUUAUUUCAUCCCAAGUAUGCAAAUUAAUUAGAGUAACAUACAUUCUUUCAUUUAAUUUGCACCAACUCUAGAAUAUUAUGGCUUUCAAGAGAUUCUUGAAAGCUACCUUACCUAAUUGCUUCAAAGUUAAGAUUGUUCAUGCAAUUGAUCCUUCAGAGAACAACAAAAAAACUGUUUCUAUUAAACAUGGUACUAAUUGUGGUCAUUCAAGGCUAGCUCUUUCAGAUAUAAGUGAUCCAGAAUCAUCAUUUUCUAUGAGUGAUCUCUCUUCAAAUGCCAUUAUUGGAUCCAACCUUCAUAUUUUCACACAUGCUCAACUCAAAGUCAUUACAAGUAACUUCUCAUCCUAUAAUUUUCUUGGAGAAGGUGGGUUUGGACCUGUUUACAAGGGGUUCAUUGAUGAUAAAAUUGAGCCUGGUUUAGAAGCUCAACCUGUUGCUGUUAAGUUGCUGGACUUGGAAGGUGAUCAGGGCCACAUGGAAUGGCUGACAGAAGUAGUGUUACUUGGGCAAUUGAGGCAUCCAAAUCUAGUAAAGUUGAUUGGACAUUGCUGGGAGGAUGAGCAAAGGCUUCUUGUUUACGAGUACAUGGCAAGGGGCAAUCUAGAGAACCAGUUAUUUAGCAGAUGUUCGAGUAGCUUGCCAUGGCUGACCAGAAUGAAAAUUGCAGUUGAUGCUGCAAAGGCGCUAGCUUUUCUGCAUGGGGAAGAAAAACCAGUAAUCUACCGAGACUUUAAGACUUCUAAUAUCCUCUUGGACUCGGAUUAUACGGCUAAGCUUUCUGAUUUUGGACUAGCAAAGGAUGGUCCGGAAGGUAGUGAUUCACAUGUCACAACUCCUGUUAUGGGUACAUAUGGCUAUGCUGCUCCUGAGUACAUGAUGAGAGGUUAUUUGACUACUAGGAGCGAUGUUUACAGUUUUGGAGUUGUCUUGUUAGAACUACUAACAGGACGACAAGCCAUUGACAAGAAUCGUCCUUGUAGGGAGAAAAACUUGGUGAAAUGGGCCAGGCCCCUCCUCCGGGAUUCACACAAGCUCGACGGGAUAAUGGACCCGCGACUUGAAGGCCAGUACUCCACCAAAGGAGCCAAAAAGGUGGCUGCAUUGGCUUAUAAAUGCUUGAGCCAGAAGCCUAAAUCUAGACCUACCAUGAUCAAUGUGGUCAAGAUCUUGGAACCUGUCUUGGACUUAAAAGAUAUACCAAUUGGCCCAUUUGUUUAUGUGGUUCCCUCAUUUGAAUGUCAGAGUGGAUUGGAUAGUUGUGGUUUGAAGACAAAGGGGACCGAAGAAAAAGUUGAGAAACAAAAUAAGGAUCGCAUAAUAAGUGAUCAAGAUGACAAAGGAAAUGCAAGAGAAAAGAGACUUGGCCACAUGCAUAAGAAUCAACUAAAGUCUGCUACUAUUUACACGGAUACUCAUUUGCAUAGGACUUUGAGGAAAGAAUUGAGAUAAUCCAAGUUAAAAUUUAAAAUUAAAAGAAAAACAUGGGAAUUACAAGAGACAAAGAAAAAUCACAACCACCAUCUAUCAAGGUUGUGGUGGAGUUGUAAAGGUUCCUCCGCUGUUAAAUUGGGGUUUGGGGGACCAGUUUUGAAAUGAUUUUAUUAUUUUUGGUAGGGAGUACUAAAACCUCCAUAAUAGGCUUUCAAGAAAUCCUAAUUAGUUGACUCAGUGAAUUUCGUGACAGAUAACACAUUGUUAGUGAUGUGUGUGUUGAUGUAUAUUUUUUUGUUUGUUAAUUUGAAGAAAUUUGAGUUCAAAUAAUCCAAGUAGAAAUAGGGGUGAAAAAAACUAGAAAUUACAAGAGACAAGUAUGAGCCCGUUUGGAUUGGCUUAUGAGUUGCCUAUAAGCUGUUUUCAGCUUUUUUGAGUAUUUGACUGGCCAGCUUAAAGUCAUUUUGUGCUUAAAAUAAGCCCAAAAAAUUAAUUGGACCCGUUUGACUUAGCUUAUCUAAAGCAUCUUAUAAGCUGAAAACAGCUUAUAAGCAAAAAAAAAUAAGUUGGACUACCCCAACUUAUUUUUUUUAGCUUAUAAGCUGUUUUUUUUUAAGCCCAUCCAAGCAGGCUCUAUAUCAGGGUUGUGGUGGGAUGGUAAAGUUUUUUCCACCCUUGGACUUGGACUCGGUAAUAAUCUAUCAUUAAUUUCUACCUUGAAAAAUUUAUAUCUGUUUAACAUCCUUUUUAUCUAAAACAUAGUAACUUACAAGAAUAUAAAAUUUAAAUUUGAAAUAUCAGGAUUAUACAACUAUCCUAUAUCAGGGUUUUGGUGGAAUGGUAAAGGUUUUUUCAACCUUGAUUUGUUGUUCUCGUUAUAGGAAUGAAGUUCUCUUUGGUAUGGAGCACUAAAAAAACUCCCACAGUACACUUUUACGAUAGAAAUUUGGAUUAGCAGAGCUAGAGGAUUUCGAAUAUCA
This is a messenger RNA of Lycium barbarum (goji berry), 2481 nucleotides long. Its product is annotated as probable serine/threonine-protein kinase PBL12. Gene Ontology annotation, molecular function: protein kinase activity; ATP binding. Bases 146 to 1519 code for a protein of 457 amino acids. NCBI's taxonomy places the organism in Eukaryota, Viridiplantae, Streptophyta, Magnoliopsida, Solanales, Solanaceae. The record is from RefSeq and is a predicted model, not a curated record. Gene Ontology annotation, biological process: protein phosphorylation. The transcript has 5 exons.